UUCGUCACCUUCCAGAACGAGUCCAUGACCGCCAUCAUCCUGAAGGACUUCAACGCGUGCCAGGUUCAGGGUUGUCUCUGUCGUCAGGAGCCUCGGUCGUCACAGUUCAGCGACGUUCUCCACGUUCACAGCUGGAGCGUUUCCUACGCCCCCGACCCGCUCAACGUCCGCUGGGAGCAUCUGUCUCUGGGCGGGAUCUCCUGGUGGAUCCGCUGCUUCAUCAUCAACGUGAUCCUCUUCCUCCUGCUCUUCUUCCUCACUACGCCCGCCAUCAUCAUCUCCACCAUGGACAAGUUCAACGUCACCAAGCCGGUGGAGUAUCUCAACAAUCCCAUCGUCACUCAGUUCUUCCCCACUCUGCUGCUCUGGGCUUUCUCUGCUCUGCUGCCAACCAUCGUCUACUACUCUGCUUUCUUUGAGGCUCACUGGACCAGGUCUGGAGAAAACAGGACGACGAUGCAUAAAUGUUACACGUUCCUGAUCUUCAUGGUGCUGCUGCUUCCUUCGCUCGGACUCAGCAGUCUGGAUGUUUUCUUCCGUUGGCUCUUUGAUAAGAAGUUCCUCGCCGACGCUAAAGUCAGAUUUGAGUGCGUCUUCCUGCCGGAUAACGGAGCGUUCUUCGUGAACUACGUCAUCGCCUCCGCGUUCAUCGGAAACGCCAUGGACCUGCUGCGGAUCCCCGGUCUGCUCAUGUACAUGAUCCGCUUGUGUCUGGCUCGCUCGGCCGCCGACCGCCGCAACGUCAAGAGGCAUCAAGCCUACGAGUUCCAGUUCGGAGCAGCGUACGCCUGGAUGAUGAACGUCUUCACCGUGGUGAUGGCCUACAGCAUCACCUGCCCCAUCAUCGUCCCCUUCGGUCUGAUGUACAUGCUGCUCAAACACCUGGUGGACAGGUACAACAUGUACUACGCUUACCUGCCCUCCAAACUGGACAAGAAGAUCCACUCUGGAGCCGUCACCCAGGUGGUGGCUGCACCUAUCCUCUGCCUCUUCUGGCUGCUCUUCUUCUCCACCGUACGCACAGGUUUUGAGACGCCGACCUCCAUGUUCACUCUGGUGGUCCUGAUCGUCACCAUCGUGGUCUGUCUGUCUCACGUCUGCUUCGGACACUUCAAGUACCUCAGCGCUCACAACUACAAGAUCGACACCAAGGAGACGGACGUGGACGCUGUGGAGAACGGACGUCCAGCUCGUCCCUCGUCCUCACCGACCAUCAAGUCUCAGCAGCAGCAACAGCAGCAGCAGCAGAUGUACAUCGCUCAGGUACUUCAGGACCCAAACUCAGACGAGCCGGGCGGUGGCAGCGGCGAGGAGGACCGGGGGUCGUCCCAGGACGAAGAGAUGCUGAACGGAGGGAACAGCAUCAACGAGGCGGAUUUCCAGUCAGGGGAGGACAGUCUGAUCGCCAACGAGGUCCACCAGUAGCUGGGGGCGGAGCUAGAGGGAAGGGGCGGGGCUGCUGCGUAGAUAUGGAGUUGAGGGUCCAUACACACGCAACCGUUAAAUAAAGCUAACUGUAGACUCACUACACACACACACA
Scomber japonicus (chub mackerel) is the source of this 1540-nucleotide messenger RNA. RefSeq names its product CSC1-like protein 2. Gene Ontology annotation, molecular function: calcium-activated cation channel activity. The coding region runs from base 25 to 1425 and encodes 466 amino acids. Gene Ontology annotation, cellular component: plasma membrane. The record is from RefSeq and is a predicted model, not a curated record. NCBI's taxonomy places the organism in Eukaryota, Metazoa, Chordata, Actinopteri, Scombriformes, Scombridae. The transcript is spliced from 12 exons.